Guillardia theta CCMP2712 is the source of this 1194-nucleotide messenger RNA. RefSeq lists its product as hypothetical. The record is from RefSeq and is a predicted model, not a curated record. The transcript has 9 exons. Lineage: Eukaryota; Cryptophyceae; Pyrenomonadales; Geminigeraceae. Bases 304 to 1194 code for a protein of 296 amino acids.
GAUGCCUGGAAAUAGCCAUGGCCGAUAUAACAAGUGUAUGCGCAAUUGGAACGAAUGAAAGCAGCGAGAACAACAUGAAGGGAGGAAAAGGAAUUUAGUCACGAAAACAAGCGACAUGGUGUAAUUUGCAGUAUCGUGCGAAGAAGCGGAUGAUACCGAAUGGGGGGCUUCGAAUGGCGGACAGGAAAUGAACUGGACAGAAGGCGAGAUUUAUGGGUUUUGAGUUGCCACUUCGAUGGCGCGAGAAGAAAACCAGACAUUGAAUACACCCUGGAAUCUCCUUUGAACUGUUAAAGUGACGAGAUGUCGCUGCGAUUCUCAUCUUUCGGCGCUGGACGAAGGAUGAUUCUGGUAGCAGCGAUCCUGGUGCUGAUCUGUGCUACUGUCGAUUGCAACGCUCGUGAAGGAGAUGCUUCAAAUGUGGAUCUCCUUCAAAGACUCUUAGAGUUGAAGCAGCGAAUACAGCGAGAACCCAGCAAGGCUCAUACUUCUCAUGCACCGUCUGCUAUUGCCCUGGAGAGCCUUUGGUGGAAAAAUCCCAGUCUAAAAGCUGGACUCAAAAGGCUUCACGCGCGAGAUGAAAUGCUUUCACAGCCAGACAACGAGGGAAAUGACAUCAGAUUAUAUCGUCAUGGGGUAGAAGACCCUAACUCAACAACAUUCAGGGAAAUCCGUGAAGCUGACAGCAUGGUCACUGAGCCCGACGAUCUUGUCAAACUGGAGGCUGAGGUCCGAGCGUUGCAGUCCAAGAUCAGGAUGCAAAGAGUGUUGAUCAACAAUUCUUCGAACGUUUCUGCAGCCGCCAAGAACAUUCCUGGAGAAUUCAGAUGGAUAGAAAACUGGGAACUUCAUGGGGAGAAACCCGUCAAUGCAAGCAAUGAGACUCUGGGCAUGUGGAUCUGGUGUAAGAAUUCGUCGGACUUUUCGAAGAUCUUCUGGCGCAACGGAAGUUUGAUGGGAGCUCCGGCCAUGAACGCUUCCCAGACGUUCCAGACGGUCAGAGGGUGUGUGUCAGUAGUGACGCCGGGAUGGAUGGACGUGGACGAGGAUACGAAAGGGGACACCAAGGAGGAAGAAAAAGUAGAGGAUGAAGAGAUGCAGGAGAUCAGGCAUCCGAGCUCUGUGGGUUGGAACAAGAAGCACUGGAAGGCUAGCGACUGGAUCACUUGGAGCAUGACAGGGCCGGUGAAGUGA